This is a messenger RNA of Prosopis cineraria, 436 nucleotides long. RefSeq lists its product as uncharacterized. The transcript has 2 exons. Lineage: Eukaryota; Viridiplantae; Streptophyta; Magnoliopsida; Fabales; Fabaceae. Bases 77 to 436 code for a protein of 119 amino acids. The record is from RefSeq and is a predicted model, not a curated record.
UUGUUUUUUUAGGUUCUUGUGUGUCAUUUUCCCUAAUGAAGAAUGCAGUACAAUAGAUUUGGGUACUUCACGCUUGAUGCACGAAGGACGUACAGGAUGCUAUAAGUUAAGCUCAAGUGGUGUUGGCUUUAGUGAAACGGGGAUAAUUAACAAGCUCCUUUUCUUUCUUAUCUCAAAAGGUUUCCUUCUAAUGUUGGCUCAUUUCGGAGGGACACAGGUUAAGGCUCUGAGGUGUGGUGCAAGAGCAGAACUGGGCAUCAGCUUCAGGGCUCUCAAACCCAACCGUCCAGGUCAGGCCCUUCCGGCACGGAAAUGUGUUUACAGAGAGUGUGGUUACUAUGUUUCGUGGAGCAAUUCACUGGGAUCAGGUGGGAAAUUUCUCAGGCAGGCCUCUAAUGCUGCUGUAGAAUCUAAAGCUGCGUCUGUGUCGUUGUAG